This is a messenger RNA of Polistes dominula (European paper wasp), 1705 nucleotides long. RefSeq lists its product as uncharacterized. The record is from RefSeq and is a predicted model, not a curated record. NCBI's taxonomy places the organism in Eukaryota, Metazoa, Arthropoda, Insecta, Hymenoptera, Vespidae.
UCUCGACAUAACAGAUAUAUAUAUAUAUAUACUGAUUCGACCGAAAUUUGAGUUGCCUGUUUAAAUGAAAUUACGCAAAUUUGAACGAUUCACAGGAAUGGUCACGGUAGUAUAAUUACAGUGUCAAUAACGCUUUGUUCUUGAAUUUAUAUCACUGACCGUGGGAUACUUACAUAGAAAGUACUUACGAGAAUGACUACAUUUGAAUCGACAAUCGAAGGACCUUAGUUACGCAUAGGUAUAUAAAAGCUAGAUCGGUUACUAACGUGGGUACCAGAGUAAGUUAGACCACCUUUGGUUACACCUAACAAUUCUCGAGUUUGCCCUGUAUUUAUCAUGAUAGUGAUAGUAACGAUACUUGCAUUAAUCCUGAUCAAGCUUAACGAUGGAGCACCAACGAAAAUGGAAAGGAUGACGAUCGCAAAAACGAAUAUAACCGAUUUGGAAUCAUCUGCUACGGGUUAUACGUACGAACAAAGACAAAACUACCCUGUAACCUACGUACAUUACACCAAUUAUGGGAGCGGACGUUACUAUGAUACGCCAUUGCCAAUACAUUAUAUCGUCGAUGGUAGUAGUAAGGGUGCUGUUGCACCUGUUGCUCUGUCGGUUCCUCAAACGGCAGCCCUCUAUGAAAGGCCUCUAAUCUCUUAUACGAACGUAGGACAGAAGCUGAAUCCCUACAUGCAACAGCGAUUGUCUUACGUUAAGACGGGUAACGAUCACAUGGAAGCUCAAGGUGUCUACAUUGUCCCACAGAAACCCUUACCACCUUAUUACGUACAUUUAAGUAAUGAGAAGGUAAUAAAAGGAAAGGAUGGCAAUCAAGGUCAUGCCAACGAGAAGAGUAACGAGGACGUUAAGGAAACUUAUGAUAAAGAGAAGGAAUACAACGAUGAACACGGAGACAAUGAUGACAAUGACGACUAUGAAGACGACGACGAAGACGAUGAUGAAGACAAUAGUGAAUAUAACGAUGCUCACAAAACGUAUCAUUCCAAAGGAUUUAAUCAUGAUCAUUUGGGACAUUCUCAAAAAUUAUAUAAUAAGGAUCAUGAUCAUCUUGGAGAUAUCGGAUCUUCUUUUCAAAUCGAAGAGCAUUCAUCUAACGGGGAAAAAAGUGAUAGUGCUUACAAUAGCUAUGACACUUUUGACGAAGAACAGAAAAAGACGUAUGAUUCAGCUGAAAAAGCUGGUCACAGCAAUCUUAAGGGUAAGCAGAAAAAAGAGUAUACUAAUACAUCCGGUUCUUACGGUCAACACGAUGACUUGAAAAAGGGUGAAGAGGGUGCUAAACAUGAACAUAGCUCGUAUCAUAAAAAAGGAGGAAAGACUAAUGGUUUCCACAAAGUCUAUCAUAAAGACGAAUAUAAAAAGAACACCGACUUUUAUGAUGAAAACCACAAAGACGGACAGUUCAGUAAACAUUUUGCUUUCGAUCAGCAUAAUAAUGCAAAGGAGGGCGAUUAUCAAAAGGAAUCUCAUCAUGAUUCCGGUCUCGAUCAAUGGGAUAAGACGAAGAAAGAUGAUUUCAAGAAAGGCCACGAUGUUAGUCGCAAUCAAGAACAUCAUUCCGAAAAAGAUGAAGAUUCUUAUCACAAAGAUUACUCUGAUUAUUCGAAAGAAACUGGGGAACGAGCCGAAAAGAAACAUGGAUAUUCGAAAACUCACGAUGAUUAUUGAUAUGUAAAUAUUUAUAUAUUAU